This is a messenger RNA of Magnolia sinica, 3986 nucleotides long. RefSeq names its product protein TPR1. Gene Ontology annotation, biological process: regulation of DNA-templated transcription. The transcript has 24 exons. The record is from RefSeq and is a predicted model, not a curated record. Bases 308 to 3790 code for a protein of 1160 amino acids. Gene Ontology annotation, molecular function: protein binding. Lineage: Eukaryota; Viridiplantae; Streptophyta; Magnoliopsida; Magnoliales; Magnoliaceae.
CAUCGAAGAAAGCGAGACGAAGUCUCUCUCUCUCUCCCCUUUAUCUUCUUCCGCAGCCUCCCUUUCUUCAGCUCUUGUUCAAGAUGGGAGAAAAAACCCUAGAAUCUUCUCGACCCAGGACGAAUUUGCCCCCAUAAACCGCUGAAAUUACAACCCCACCCAACCCUCCUCCAACCCCUGUCCAUCUCUCUUUCUCUCCUUCUCUGUCCGUCUCUCAUUUCAGCUACGACUCCAAUCUCUUCAAAACCCUAACCCUACCCCCGCCGAUCCGCUUAACUUGCGCAGCUUAGCGCCCCGAGGCCCGAAGAUGUCUUCUUUAAGCAGGGAAUUGGUGUUUCUCAUCCUGCAAUUCCUGGACGAGGAGAAGUUCAAGGAGUCCGUACACAAGCUUGAACAGGAAUCGGGAUUCUUCUUCAACAUGAAAUACUUCGAGGAGAAAGCGCAGGCGGGAGAAUGGGACGAGGUCGAGAAAUAUCUCUCCGGGUUUACGAAGGUGGAUGACAACCGGUAUUCGAUGAAGAUAUUCUUUGAGAUCCGGAAGCAGAAGUACCUUGAGGCCCUCGAUCGGCACGAUCGAGCGAAGGCCGUUGAGAUAUUAGUUAAGGAUUUGAAGGUGUUCUCGACGUUUAAUGAGGAAUUGUAUAAGGAAAUUACACAGCUUUUGACGCUCGAAAAUUUCAGGGAAAAUGAACAGUUAUCAAAGUAUGGUGACACUAAAUCAGCUCGAAGCAUUAUGCUGAUUGAGCUUAAAAAAUUGAUAGAAGCAAAUCCUCUUUUUCGAGAAAAGCUGGCGUUCCCCACUUUAAAAGCAUCAAGAUUGCGAACUCUAAUUAAUCAAAGUUUGAACUGGCAGCAUCAGCUCUGUAAGAAUCCAAGGCCUAACCCCGAUAUCAAGACCUUAUUCACAGACCAUACAUGUGCACCUACAAAUGGAGCUCGUGCUCCAACACCGGUCCCUGUACCACUUACAGCAGUUGCCAAGACUGCUACCUACACACCCCUUGGAGCACAUGGACCUUUCCCACCUGCUGCAGCAGCUGCAAGUAAUGCUUUAGCUGGCUGGAUGGCAAAUGCUGCUGCUUCCUCAUCCGUUCAAUCUGCUGUUGUUGCUGCUUCGUCAAUACCUGUUCCUCCAAAUCAAGUUUCCAUUUUGAAACGUCCAAGAACUCCUCCAAAUGGACUAGGUAUGGUUGAUUAUCAAAGUACUGAUUCUGAACAACUAAUGAAGCGACUGAGGUCUGCUGCACCCGUUGAUGAGGUUACAUAUCCAACUCCUCUUCCACAAACUUCUUGGUCAUCGGAUGAUCUGCCAAGAGCAGUAGCCUGUACCAUAAAUCAAGGAUCGAGUGUCACAAGCAUGGAUUUCCAUCCUUCUCAUCAGACUUUACUUCUUGUUGGUUCUAGCAAUGGUGAAAUUUCACUUUGGCAAAUUGGGUUACGAGAGAGGUUGGCAUCUAAACCAUUCAAGAUUUGGGACACGUCAUCUUGUUCAUUGCCAUUUCAGGCUGCAAUUGGCAAAGAUCCAUCAAUAUCUAUUAGUCGAGUAACUUGGAGUCCAGAUGGAAGUUUGAUGGGUAUGUGUCCCCUAUAUAGUGGACUAGGUCGUGUCCUGUUAAUAUUUAUGUACAUUUUGCUGAUGAAAACAAAUGAACAUUCUUAUUUUCUUGUUUCAGGCAUUGCAUUUACAAAGCACUUGAUUCAUUUAUAUGCUUAUCAAGGAACUAAUGAUCUACGCCAGCAUCUAGAGAUUGAUGCUCAUGUUGGCAAAGUCAAUGACCUAGCAUUCUCUCAUCCAAAUAAACAGCUGUGUGUCGUAACUUGUGGAGAUGAUAAGCUGAUAAAGGUGUGGGAUUUGAAUGGACGGAGGCUUUAUAACUUUGAAGGGCAUGAUGCACCUGUUUAUUCUGUUUGCCCUCAUCACAAGGAGAGCAUUCAGUUUAUUUUUUCGACUGCACUUGACGGAAAAAUUAAGGCAUGGUUGUAUGACAACAUGGGCUCUAGAGUUGAUUAUGAUGCUCCAGGACGAUGGUGUACUACAAUGCUUUACAGUGCUGAUGGAAGCAGAUUGUUUUCUUGUGGGACAAGUAAAGAUGGUGAUUCUUACCUUGUUGAAUGGAAUGAAAGUGAAGGGGCAAUAAAGAGGACAUAUACUGGGUUCAGAAAGAAAUCAGCAGGUGUUGUGCAAUUUGACACAACGCAAAAUCACUUUUUGGCUGUCGGCGAAGAUAGUCAGAUAAAAUUUUGGGAUAUGGACAACGUCAGCCUUCUCACUGCCACAGAUGCUGAGGGAGGACUCCCGAGUCUUCCCCGUUUGAGGUUCAACAAAGAAGGAAAUCUCCUUGCUGUUACUACAGCAGACAAUGGUUUCAAGAUCCUUGCUAAUGCAGAUGGCCUCAGAGCUCUGCGAUUGAUUGAAAGCCGAUCUUUUGACACAUUGAGAGCGCCCAUUGAACCUGCUCCGGUUAAGGUUUCUGGUGCUGCCGUGGUUGCAAACAGCAGUCCAAAUGUUACGAGGGUUGAUCGCUUGGAUAGAAGCUCCCCAGCGAGGCCUUCUUCUGUUCUUAAUGGGGUUGAUCAAAAGCCUAGAGUUUUGGAAGACAUGACUGAGAAAACUAAACCCUGGGAAUUGGCUGAAGUUAUGGAUCCUGCUCAGUGCCGGGUUGUAACUAUGCCAGACAGUGCAGAUCCUCCCAGCAAGGUUGCAAGACUUCUUUACACAAACUCUGGGGUUAGCUUAUUGGCUCUUGGAUCAAAUGCAAUUCAGAAGCUAUGGAAGUGGAGCCGAAGUGAACAAAAUCCAAGUGGCAAGGCCACUGCCGGUGUUGCUCCACAGCAUUGGCAACCAAACAGUGGUCUUCUUAUGACUAAUGAUGUCUCAGAUACCAACCCUGAAGAAGCAGUCCCAUGCAUAGCUCUCUCGAAGAAUGAUUCAUAUGUAAUGUCUGCAUGUGGUGGGAAGGUGUCACUAUUCAACAUGAUGACUUUUAAGGUAAUGACAACAUUCAUGCCACCUCCACCAGCUUCGACAUUCUUGGCAUUUCAUCCACAAGAUAAUAACAUAAUAGCAAUUGGAAUGGAGGAUUCAACCAUCCACAUUUACAAUGUCAGAGUGGAUGAGGUAAAAACAAAAUUGAGAGGUCACCAGAAGCGCAUAACUGGUUUAGCCUUUUCCAACAGCCUUAACAUCCUUGUUUCUUCAGGUGCUGAUGCUCAGCUUUGUGUGUGGAACACUGAUACAUGGGAAAAGAGGAGAUCGAUUGCUAUUCAACUGCCUGCUGGCAAGGCGCCAGCUGGUGAUACUCGUGUCCAGUUCCACUCUGACCAAAUUCGCUUGUUGGUAUUCCAUGAAACACAGCUAGCAAUAUAUGAUGCCUCCAAGAUAGAACGCAUCCGACAGUGGGUGCCCCAAGAUCUCCUGUCUGCACCGAUAUCCUAUGCAGUAUACUCCUGCAAUAGCCAACUAGUUUAUGCUGCCUUUUGUGAUGGUAACAUAGGUGUGUUUGAUGCUGAUAGCUUGAGGUUAAGAUGCCGCAUCGCCCCGUCAGCAUACUUGUCUGCAGCAGUGACAAACAGCAGCCAACCUGUUUACCCACUUGUAAUUGCGGCGCACCCACAUGAGCCAAAUCAGUUGGCUAUUGGGAUGACAGAUGGUGCGGUUAGAGUGAUGGAGCCCUCAGAGUCUGAGGGAAAGUGGGGAGUAGCAGUGCCCAUCGACAAUGGGCUACCGAAUGGGAGGACAACAGCUUCUUCAGCCAAUAGCAAUACAGCUGCAGAUCAGCUCCAAAGAUGAUGGAAUCCAUGUAUGUAACUGUCAUUUUUUUUCCUCCUCUUUCUCAAUCUGUAUUUUUAUGCUGUGUACAAUAGUAGGUUCCUCACAUUUCAUAUGCGCCUUUGAAAAGCUAGGCAUAGGAGGAAAUAAUUGUAGCAAGAUUUAUGCGAGUAACUUGUAAACAAGGGAUUGGUAUUUAGAUUUUAACAUUUAGACA